AUGAGUUUGAGCGUCGAUGAGAACGAAAACAUCGUGAAGAGAGCCUCAGAAACCACCCAUUUCUUGCUUGGACUGAUCAGUAAAUGCGAUGUUCACCUGCUGAAACCAGACGCCUUGGACAAGUCGAUGGUGCUGAAGUGUAUACAUCUGAAGUAUGACACAGAUAAAGUCAACCUUGACCUCACCCACAUCAACACAGAGGGGGACUUGAUCAACAGCAUGUCUGACACCAGGUCUGCAAGGAAAGGGAGACUGACGAACUUCUGUGGCACAUGCAGCACUAUCCCUCUCCCCUUGGCCGAUUGUCCCCAGCACUGGGAGACGGAGACCAGGGUCGGACUGGACAAAACACUCACAAGGAGGAGUCUCAUCCUGGAGGUUGGUGUCUGUGCUGAUGGAGAGAUGGGCAUGACUCACCUUGUAGCCCGUCGUCCCCAUGCCUACAGUUUGACCGUCCACCACUGUACUACUCACAAAGGGAUAUGUAGGGUAACCUGGAAGGAUGAAAAACCUGUGUUACAUCUACCUGACACCAUCCCCAACACAGCAGGGGCAUCACACAGUCUACACUACGGUGUUGUCUAUGAUGACGCCAGGAAGAAGAUUGUCUUCAUUGAUGUGAAGGAGAACAAGAUGAUGUCGACGUUAGACAAUGUAGACUCCAGUCAGCCCUUGUGGCCGAUGUUCGGGGUGUACAGCACAUACCUCCUCACUGUCAGCAUGAGACCUGUGGUGGGCAGCGACAUCAACCUGACAGAGGAGAAGAAAGCAAUGAUUGUCGAGGCGCUGUCGUGAUAUCGUGUUAUGACGGGGAAGAAGAAAGCUCUAGUUAUAAGACACUGUCAUGAUGCCAUGUUUUGACACCGGCGGCCAUGGUGGUGAGUAGGAACACACGGAGAUAUGUACCAGCGAUAUCAACAUGACAGGGGAGAAGAAAGCUCUAAUUAUAAGACACUGUCAUGGUGCCAUGUUUUGACACCGGCGGCCAUGUCGUGAGUAGGAACACGCGGAGAUAUGUACCAACGAUAUCAACAUAGCGGGGGAGAAGAAAGCUCUAGUUAUAAGACACUGUCAUGAUGCCAUGUUUUGACACCGGCGGCCAUGUCGUGAGUAGGAACACGCGGAGAUAUGUACCAACGAUAUCAACAUAGCGGGGGAGAAGAAAGCGCUCUAGUUAUAAGACAC
Molecule: messenger RNA, 1185 nt
Organism: Haliotis rubra (blacklip abalone)
Lineage: Eukaryota; Metazoa; Mollusca; Gastropoda; Lepetellida; Haliotidae
Exons: 4
Coding region: 1-795 (264 amino acids)
Source: RefSeq, a predicted model, not a curated record